ACUUCGGAAUCCGACAUGUCAGAUUUCAACUACUCCUAUAACGAACGGAAACUUCCUUUCUCACGGCGGCUUCUCUCCUACGCGCCUUUCUGAUUCUAUAUUUCAGACUUUGAGUCCUCAUCCAAGUCAAUUUGGUGAAAAAAUUUCUAUCUUUUUCACUUUUCUGCAAAUUUAGCGUAGAAUAAAUCGCAAGGGCUAUUUUAGGUUCGAAGUUGGACGAUCAUCAGCGAAAGAAACACGCAAUUUGAUUGAUUGCUGUUCGAUCUUCUAGUCAAGGCUUUGAUUUUUGGAGCUUCGGAAAAGGAAAAAUGGAGAAAAUGAAGAAUAUAUUGAAGCCGAAGCCGAAUCCGCAACAGCUUUUGAGAGAUUGGCAACGUCGCCUCCGACAAGAGUGCCGAAAUAUCGAACGCCAAAUUCGAGAUAUACAGAGAGAGGAGAAGAAUGUAGAGAAAUCAAUUAAAGAAGCUGCAAAGCGAAAUGACAUGGGUUCUGCCAAGGCACUAGCGAAAGAGCUUGUGAGAUCUAAAAGAACUGUGAACCGAUUGUACGAGAACAAGGCACAGUUAAAUUCGAUAUCUAUGCACCUUGGAGAAAGUGUCGCUAUUGCUCGCACAGUGGGGCAUUUGUCUAAGAGUGCUGAAGUCAUGAAACUUGUUAAUAAUCUUAUGAAGGCUCCAGAAAUGGCUAUUACGAUGCAGGAAUUCAAUAAAGAAAUGACCAAGGCUGGUGUCAUUGAAGAAAUUGUGAAUGAUGCAGUGGACACUGCAUUGGAUUCAGAAGACAUAGAAGAGGAGAUUGAAGAAGAAGUUGACAGGGUCUUAACUGAAAUUGCUGGUGAGACUGCUGCGCAACUUCCUGAAGCAGUCCGAAAGGAGAAGUUAAAGCAACCUGCCCAGGCACUAGGAGAUGCAGAGGGUGCUGAUGACGAGGAAGAUCUAGAAGAACUAAGGGCUCGUCUUGCUAAAGUAAGAUCGUAAGUGAUACUUCAGCUGACUUCCAGUUCCUGAGGGUUCACUUAUAAAAGGCCAGUAUGUGAAGUGGCAGAGCUCCUUGUAUGGUCUGCUCCGGCUGCAUCUUCUUUCUGGAGCAGGAAAUAGUAGAGUACUUUCUGUAUCUUAAAAUUGGCUGCUCUGUAAAGUGUUAUCAAGCUCUUGAUAACGUGUAGUCAUUGUCCAAAUCUGAGCUUUUAUUCUCUCACGCUGUGUUAGGGAAAAUGUGAUGCUUUUCAAUGUAUGGAAAUGAAACACUAUGUUAAUGACAUUUCUUUGCUGUCUAGCAGAACAGGCAGUUCAAUUUAUCUAUUUAGGAGUUCUUUUCCUCUUUCUUUUGUUAUUUAUUAUUUUCAAUCCACUUUCAUUCUUCUGUUUUGGUUGAAGGAAUAUUAUUACUAUAGAGAAACUUCUGAUGUUUCUUGUUUAAUCCGUAUUCAUACA
This is a messenger RNA of Nicotiana attenuata, 1433 nucleotides long. RefSeq names its product vacuolar protein sorting-associated protein 24 homolog 1-like. The coding region runs from base 309 to 977 and encodes 222 amino acids. Lineage: Eukaryota; Viridiplantae; Streptophyta; Magnoliopsida; Solanales; Solanaceae. The transcript is spliced from 6 exons. The record is from RefSeq and is a predicted model, not a curated record. Gene Ontology annotation, biological process: endosome transport via multivesicular body sorting pathway; protein transport; late endosome to vacuole transport. Gene Ontology annotation, cellular component: multivesicular body; ESCRT III complex.